This is a messenger RNA of Sphenostylis stenocarpa, 831 nucleotides long. Lineage: Eukaryota; Viridiplantae; Streptophyta; Magnoliopsida; Fabales; Fabaceae. The record is from the annotation of a GenBank genome assembly.
AUGGCAUUGAAAUCAGCAAUCUCAGUCACACUCCUGUGCCUAGUCUUGUUAGCACUAGCAAAUGGUUCUAGUGCUGGCAAAAUUGCAAUCUACUGGGGCCAGAAUGGCAACGAGGGCACGCUGGCUGAGGCUUGUGCGACAGAGAACUAUGACUACUUGAUUAUAGCCUUUUUGCCAACCUUUGGCAAUGGCCAAACUCCUAUGAUUAAUCUUGCUGGUCAUUGUGAUCCAUAUAGUAAUAGUAAUGGUUGCACUGGCUUAAGUUCAGACAUCAAAUUGUGUCAAGCCAAAGGCAUCAAGGUGUUGCUCUCCUUAGGAGGAGGUGCUGGAAGCUACUCAAUUGCAUCCACUCAAGACGCAAGCCAAAUAGCCACUUACCUUUGGAACAACUUCUUGGGGGGACAGUCUUCAUCUCGCCCUCUUGGCCCUGCUGUUCUUGAUGGCAUUGACUUUGACAUUGAAGGUGGAUCAACCAACAUUGGGGUGAUCUUGCUAGGUUCCUUAAAGGGAAAUGCUCUCACCACAGGUCUUUUUGAUUAUGUUUGGGUCCAAUUCUACAACAACCCUCCUUGCCAAUACACUUCUGGGGCAAUUAGUAACCUUGAAGAUGCAUGGAAGCAGUGGAUUUCAGGUAUCCCUGCCAACAAGAUAUUCUUGGGGCUAUCAGCUUCCCCACAGGCUGCAGGGAGCGGCUUCAUUCCUUCUGCUGAUCUUAUUUCCAAUGUGCUUCCAGCCAUUAAGGGUUCUACUAAAUAUGGAGGUGUUAUGCUGUUGUCAAGGUAUUAUGAUGCUCAAAGUGGUUAUAGCUCUUCCAUCAGGAGCCAUGUGUAA